AUGAUGAGUCCAGGGCUCCUGCUGAAGCCCUGGUGGGGAGGGGCACAGAGCGAGAUGGGGCGUAAUGGAAUGCUUGAAGGCUGCUCCGUGAUGUCGGUCGGAGCUUCCAGACUAGGCGAGGGCAGGGUGAGGCCUCGGGCACACAGCCGGCGCCCAGUCACCCGGCCCAGAUGGAGGGUGGCCGGGCCCUGGGCGGGCACUUGCCAAGGUGGCUCACACUCACGCACACUCGCACCGAGACUCAAGGCCGUCUCCACAACUCCAACCAGUGCAAAUGACUUAGUGCAAAUUAAAUUCAGAAGGGACGGGGGAAACAGAGUCGUGCAGGCUUUGAAUCUCUCAGAAAAAGGAAAGACAGGAAAGCUCAGAAAACAAAGAGACAGAAGGAUGAAAAAGAAGAAGAGGGAGGUGGUGGGGACGGGGUCAUCCCACUGGAGGAGCUCAGCUCUGGGAUGA
Molecule: messenger RNA, 456 nt
Organism: Nomascus leucogenys (northern white-cheeked gibbon)
Lineage: Eukaryota; Metazoa; Chordata; Mammalia; Primates; Hylobatidae
Exons: 1
Coding region: 1-456 (151 amino acids)
Source: RefSeq, a predicted model, not a curated record